Molecule: messenger RNA, 3247 nt
Organism: Humulus lupulus (European hop)
Lineage: Eukaryota; Viridiplantae; Streptophyta; Magnoliopsida; Rosales; Cannabaceae
Product: lon protease homolog 2, peroxisomal
Exons: 17
Coding region: 157-2823 (888 amino acids)
Biological process (GO): protein catabolic process; protein processing; protein targeting to peroxisome
Cellular component (GO): peroxisomal matrix
Molecular function (GO): serine-type endopeptidase activity; ATP binding; ATP hydrolysis activity
Source: RefSeq, a predicted model, not a curated record
UCUAUUUUUGUUCCUUUUUAAUCAAACCACCUAUACCCAAUUCCCAACCUAACCCAAACCGUACGGACUGAUCAUUCAAAACAAUCCUCACGUUCUUCCAACAACUGUGUUUUUCAUCGUCAUCUUCUUCUUCUUUCUCUGUUAUCAAUUGCAAUCAUGGCGGAAUCCGUCGAGCUCCCCACUCGUCUUGGGAUCCUUCCUUUCAGGAAUAAGGUGCUUUUACCUGGAGCCAUAAUUCGAAUUCGUUGCACUUCGCCCAGCAGUGUGAAAUUGGUGGAGCAAGAGUUAUGGCAGCGAGAAGAGAAGGGAUUAAUUGGCAUUCUUCCUGUUCGAGAUGCUGCUGAGGCGGCAGCAGUGGGGACUGUACUAUCUCAAGGUGUUGGAGGUGAUUCAGGGGAGAGAAGCUCAAGAAUCCAAGUUGGUGCAUCGGAGCCUCACAAGCUUGAUGGGAAAAAUCAACAGGAAGUUAUUCAUUGGCAUACAAGGGGAGUUGCUGCUCGUGCAUUGCAUUUGUCAAGAGGAGUGGAGAAGCCAAGUGGAAGGGUUACCUAUACAGUUGUCCUUGAAGGCUUGUGCAGAUUCAGUGUACAGGAACUUAGCACAAGGGGUACAUAUUAUACUGCAAGGAUAUCUCCUCUUGAAAUGACAAAGACUGAGAUGGAGCAAGUGGAGCAAGAUCCAGACUUUGUAACAUUGUCUCGCCAGUUCAAAGCUACUGCAAUGGAGCUGAUAUCUGUUCUUGAGCAGAAACAAAAAACUGGUGGAAGAACAAAAGUUCUUCUAGAGACUGUUCCAGUUCACAAAUUGGCAGAUAUAUUUGUUGCUAGCUUUGAGAUAAGUUUUGAGGAGCAACUAUGCAUGUUGGAUUCUGUAGACCUGAAAGUGAGACUGUCAAAAGCUACCGAAUUAGUUGAUCGGCAUUUACAGUCCAUACGAGUAGCAGAGAAAAUUACGCAAAAAGUUGAGGGCCAGUUGUCAAAAUCACAGAAGGAGUUUCUUUUGCGACAGCAGAUGAGAGCUAUCAAGGAAGAGCUUGGGGACAAUGAUGACGAUGAAGAUGAUGUAGUCACACUAGAAAGAAAAAUGCAAAGUGCAGGAAUGCCUUCGAAUAUAUGGAAGCAUGCACAGAGGGAAUUAAGGAGGCUUAAAAAAAUGCAACCCCAGCAACCUGGAUAUAAUAGUUCACGUGUUUAUCUGGAGCUCCUUGCCGAUCUUCCAUGGCAGAAGGCAUCCGAGGAGCCUGAAUUAGAUUUGAGAGCUGCCAAAGAACGUCUUGAUAUUGACCACUAUGGUUUAGUCAAAGUCAAGCAACGUAUUAUAGAAUAUUUGGCUGUUCGCAAGCUCAAACCCGAUGCUAGAGGCCCUGUCCUAUGUUUUGUUGGUCCACCAGGUGUAGGGAAAACAUCUUUGGCUUCAUCUAUUGCAGCUGCCUUGGGAAGGAAAUUCAUACGCAUAUCUCUUGGUGGUGUUAAGGACGAGGCUGACAUAAGAGGACAUAGGAGAACAUAUAUUGGAAGUAUGCCGGGUAGACUCAUUGAUGGACUAAAGAGAGUAUCUGUAUGUAAUCCUGUCAUGCUGCUAGAUGAAAUUGACAAGACAGGGUCUGAUGUACGUGGCGAUCCAGCCUCAGCCCUACUGGAGGUUCUUGACCCUGAGCAAAAUAAGACGUUCAAUGAUCACUAUUUGAAUGUUCCGUUUGACCUUUCGAAGGUAGUUUUUGUGGCAACUGCAAAUAGGGUGCAGCCUAUUCCUCCUGCACUCUUAGACAGGAUGGAAGUCAUUGAGCUGCCUGGAUAUACACCAGAAGAAAAGCUAAAGAUAGCUGUGGGCCAUUUAAUUCCACGAGUUCUUGAUCAGCAUGGGUUAAGUUCCGAGUUUCUCCAAAUACCUGAGGCCAUGGUGAAAUUAGUUAUUCAGAGAUACACUAGAGAGGCUGGUGUUCGUAAUCUGGAAAGAAGCUUGGCUUCUUUGGCUCGUGCUGCAGCAGUAAGAGUUGCAGAGCAAGGGCAAGCUACUCCGCUGCACAAAAAUGUCCACCAGCUUACUUCACCAAUUUUGGAAAAUAGACUUGCUGAUGGAGCUGAAGUGGAAAUGGAAGUGAUUCCAAUGACCGUAAAUAAUCAUGAUAUAGCAACUGCAUUUAAGGUUGUUUCACCAUUAAUUGUGGAUGAGACUAUGUUGGAGAAAGUUCUAGGGCCUCCAAGAUUUGACGACAGAGAAGCUGCAGAGCGAGUUGCAUCACCCGGUAUAUCUGUUGGGCUUGUAUGGACUUCUUUUGGUGGAGAGGUCCAGUUUGUGGAGGCCACGGAAAUGGCAGGGAAGGGUGAAUUACAUCUGACUGGUCAACUUGGAGAUGUUAUUAAAGAAUCAGCACAAAUAGCAUUGACAUGGGUAAGGGCCAGAUCGACUGAUCUUAAGUUGGCUGCUGCUGAGGGAAUCAGUCUACUGGAGGGUCGAGAUAUUCACAUACAUUUUCCUGCUGGGGCUGUACCCAAGGAUGGGCCAUCAGCAGGUGUGACUUUGGUGACUGCACUAGUGUCAUUGUUCAGUAAAAGACGAGUCAGAGCAGAUACAGCAAUGACAGGAGAAAUGACGUUGAGGGGUCUUGUACUUCCUGUUGGCGGAAUCAAGGAUAAGAUAUUGGCAGCACAUCGAUACGGCAUCAAAAGAGUUAUCCUACCGGAGAGAAAUUUGAAAGACUUGGUUGAAGUACCACCAGCUGUGCUAGCCAGUCUAGAGGUUCUACUUGCAAAGCGAAUGGAAGACGUGUUAGAGCAAGCGUUCGAAGGGGGAUGCCCUUGGAGACAACAUUCGAAAUUAUGACAACACCUAUAGGCAUCUUUUCUUUGGGAAAAUGGUGAGUAAAUUGCUUUAGCUGAUUGCCACACAUACAUGAGAGACAUAUAGCGUUUGGGCACGAGGUUUCGGUAAUCCCAACUGAUAUAAUGCUGAUCAACACAAGCAUGCUUGGAGCUUUUCACUUAUAAAAAACACAUCCAAGUUGUGAGAUUUUGGAUGGAAAAGUGAGGUAUUGGUUGGUGGUACGUGAUAUUUUUUUUUGCUCACCAAAAUGUAAAUUGAGUAUGGCAACUACUUCCCUCAAUUUUAUUUUUCUUAAUCUUGACAAGUCUUUGUUGUUGUUUAUGUAUCUAUAAAUAACCUAUAUCAAUUAUUCAUUUGCGGGAUUGGUUGCCCUAUUCUUAUGUUUAACUUGUAUGUUUCUUUUUGAAGGGAUGAUACUUUAUUA